Messenger RNA from Nycticebus coucang (slow loris), 3951 nucleotides. It is a transcript of the gene RHBDL3, whose product is annotated as rhomboid like 3. Gene Ontology annotation, molecular function: serine-type endopeptidase activity; calcium ion binding. The transcript is spliced from 10 exons. The record is from RefSeq and is a predicted model, not a curated record. NCBI's taxonomy places the organism in Eukaryota, Metazoa, Chordata, Mammalia, Primates, Lorisidae. The coding region runs from base 1236 to 2156 and encodes 306 amino acids. Gene Ontology annotation, cellular component: membrane.
CCCUCCUGGGCAAACUUUCUGGGUGGCGGGGGGUCCGGGGGAAGAACUGCCCGGGUUUCGCCCCCCGGGGCAACUUGGAGGUUUCAAGGUGACGCGGGAGCGCCCGGGAUUGGCCGGGUCCCCGCGGGAGGGAGGAGGGCGGAGGGACCCGUCUCCCCCAAACGCACGCGCGCGCCAUCCCCUCCCCGCUUGGGUUCCCGCGGCUUCCCUGCGGGACACCGUCUCCGCUGCUGCGCGGGGAUCCGCCAGCCCCUGGAGCCCUCCUCCCCGCGGCUGGUGCAGUGCCCUGGACACGGCGUUUUCCCGCAGAGGCGACCGCGUCAUAGCAGUAACUCCCCCUCCCACCCCACUCGCGACCUACGGGCUCUCCGAGCCUGGGGAAGGAGUGGGCGCCGCAGAGUCCCCUGUGCCUGGCAGCGCAGACCCGGGUCUGGCGACCGCCUUCUCCGUUCCUGGAUUAGCUUUGGCCCGCACCUGCUCUGUUGCGACACUGAUUGAAAUUCAGUGCUCCCUACUCUGGCCGAUCCCUGAACCCGGCCGGCCAGAGCUGGGAGAUGAGUGCUGGAAGGGGGGUUGCUCCCAUAUGGGGUUUCAGGAGUCCAAGACCGCGUGGGAGCCAGGGACGGUCCCCUGGGUGAGGACGGGAUGGAGGGCUGCCCCAAAGCUUCCCCGCCGUCUGCUGCUCGGAUCUCCAUCCCUCUGGAGCCGGCACUGGGAAGUCCCGGGACCUGGAGUUUCUUAAGCUUCUCCCUCCGAGGGUUAAUCUACAAAUAGAGGCGAAAAACUGGCAGACACCCCGCCCUACCCCAUCCUUCCUCGGGGUGAACAGACAGACGUGAAACCAGGCCCCCCAGCCUACAAAACCAAAGCUGAAAAGUCUGAAUGGGGCUGGGGGAGUCUAAGAGCUUUCUUUGACUUCUAUGGUUAAACCCAUCACUUCCUUACUGCCCUCAACCAGUCGGACUCAGCCCUGGAAGAGAAUGGCACUGGAAAGUCCUGUUUGAUCAGGAGGAUAGUGAGUGCUGCAGUUCUGGAGUGAGAAUGCUUGUGCCAUGAAGUUUGUGCAACUUUAAGAGUUUGACCCUGGGAAUACAGGCUACAUCAGCACGGGCGAGUUCCGGAGCCUCCUGGAGAGCCACAGUUCCAAUCUGGACCCGCACAAAAAGGAGGUGCUCCUGGCUCUUGCUGACAGCCAUGCGGAUGGGCAGAUCUGCUACCAGGAUUUUGUCAACCUGAUGAGCAACAAGCGUUCCAACAGCUUCCGCCAGGCCAUCCUGCAGGGCAACCGCAGGCUGAGCAGCAAGGCCCUGCUGGAGGAGAAGGGACUGAGCCUCUCCCAGCGGCUGAUCCGCCACGUGGCCUAUGAGACGCUGCCCCGGGAGAUUGACCGCAAGUGGUACUACGACAGCUACACCUGCUGCCCUCCACCCUGGUUCAUGCUCACGAUCACACUGCUGGAGGUUGCCUUUUUCCUCUACAAUGGGGUGUCACUGGGUCAAUUUGUGCUGCAGGUAACUCAUCCACGUUACCUGAAGAACUCACUGGUUUACCACCCACAGCUCCGAGCACAGGCGUGGCGCUACCUAACAUACAUCUUCAUGCAUGCGGGGAUAGAACACCUGGGACUCAACGUGGUGUUGCAGCUGCUGGUGGGGGUGCCUCUGGAAAUGGUGCACGGAGCCACCCGAAUCGGGCUUGUCUAUGUGGCUGGCGUUGUGGCAGGGUCCUUGGCAGUGUCUGUGGCUGACAUGACCGCCCCAGUCGUGGGCUCUUCUGGAGGGGUGUAUGCGCUCGUCUCUGCCCAUCUGGCCAACAUCGUCAUGAAUUGGUCGGGCAUGAAGUGUCAGUUCAAACUGCUGCGGAUGGGUGUGGCCUUGAUCUGCAUGAGCAUGGAGUUCGGGCGGGCCGUGUGGCUCCGCUUCCACCCCUCGGCGUAUCCCCCGUGCCCUCACCCAAGCUUCGUGGCGCAUCUGGGUGGUGUAGCAGUGGGCAUCACCCUGGGCGUGGUGGUCCUGAGGAACUACGAGCAGAGGCUGCAGGACCAGUCGCUGUGGUGGAUUUUUGUGGCCAUGUACACCGUCUUCGUGCUGUUUGCCAUCUUCUGGAACAUUUUUGCCUACACCCUGCUGGACUUGAAGCUUCCACCGCCCCCUUGAGGGCUGGCAGAGGAGGGGAGGGAGCAGCUUCUACAGGGAGUACCUGUGUGCUUUUACUCAUCACCAGCUCAGUGAGGACAAGCAGGUGAGGGUGGGACCCUCUGGGCUGCUGUAAUAUUUGUGCUUUUGGACAGUGAACUCUUUCCUGAAAGGCAUCUGGUGGAGGAGUUGAAUGUCACGGCCAUAAUUUUUCUAGGCUGCUCUGACGACACUGGGCCAGGGUGAAGGCUUAGGGUGGGCUGAGAGUGGCUCCCCUCCUAGGCUGGGCUCAACCCCUCUUGCAGACAGAGAUCGAGCAGCAGCCUUCUCCCCCCUCACCCUCGACCCUGAGAGACUCCACGCAAUGGAGGAAGGCUGGAGAGUUGUCAUAGGCAGGCAGAGAUAACUGCAGGCCAGGCAGGGUCCCCUCUAUAGCUGCUGGGCCUGGAACACGGGUGAGAAGAGGGCCUGUGGUAGGCCUGCUGGCUUUGACCUGGCUUAGACCUGAGUGUUCUCCCCUGGGGCGUGUCACUGAUCACUGGGGCACGACCUUGACUGCCUGAUCUGGGCAGAGCAGGAAGAUGCUGUAGCACUGUGCCCCACUCCUGCCCUGGGGGUACCCCGUGAAAGAGACCCAACAGUGAGGAACAAACUUCACCCCAAGUCUCAACCUGAGGAAGAUGCAGGACCCAUCUUAGACUCCUCCCUCCCUCCCUUCCAGGAUGUUGACGUCUCAUACCAGUGCCCAGCCUGUGUGCCCUGCUUUGCUUUUAGGGUCUUUCUUUCGUUCCACUGCCCUGGCUCUACUUUGGGCCUCUCCCUUGGAGACAGUGUUUUGAUCAUGCAUGUGUGCACACGCGCCUGUGUGAUGGGAGAGACAACGUGAGGCCAAGUGGAGCAUGCAGAGGGGCACAGAUGGGGAGGUGUCUGUGAGAGGAGAAAGGUGCCGAGACGUGGCAGAGUGUGGAGUGGGUCGUGGUUGCUGAAUGUCCUUGCUUUUUGCAAAGCUCGCCCCCUUCUUUCCCAUCUCCUGUCCUCUCCAGGCCCCUCCCUGAGCAUCACUGAUUAGCAGGAGAAUCGUCCAUGCUGGAGGGACAUCUUGAGCCCUUCUAGGGCCCCUUGGGAUGCUGAAGUUCCCUCACCUUUGCCGGGUUCUGCUCUUGCCUUCCUCUGGGAUGGCCUUCAUAUCUGAACAGGUUCUGUUCUGUCUCUCUAAGGAGAGAGGAGCUUUGGGGAGGCAAGAGAUGCCCAGGCAGGAAUAUUGAGUCCGUAUGUCCAUUUGAGUUGGGGGGGACAAGAGGCUGCAGUAAGAGGACUUACAAGUUAGGUAGAAAACUGCUUCUGAAGAAAAAUUACUAGGUGCCUGGAUGAUUGUCAGAGGUAAAAGAUGCCAGUAGAUGUGAGAGAGAACAUGGAGAUUAUCCAUCCGCUCCCCCCCACCCCCGACCCCCAAUCUCACAGUUGGGAAAAUGAGGUCUCAAGAACGAUCUGGAUGGCGCCUGUGGCUCAGUCGGUAGGGCGCCGGCCCCAUAUACUGAGGGUGGCGGGUUGAAACCCAGCCCCGGCCAAAAUGCAACCAAAAAAUAGCCGGGCGUUGUGGCGGGCGCCUGUAGUCCCAGCUACUCGGGAGGCUGAGCCAAGAAAAUCGCUUAAGCCCAUGAGUUGGAGGUUGCUGUGAGCUGUGUGAGGCCACGGCACUCUACUGAGGGCCAUAAAGUGAGACUCUGUCUCUACAAAAAAAAAAAAAAGAAAAGAAAAGAAUGAUCUCCUAGCAGAGGGCAGUGCAGGCUUUGAGUGGAGGGUGUGAGGAGGAUGA